This is a messenger RNA of Pseudophryne corroboree (corroboree frog), 1348 nucleotides long. RefSeq names its product general transcription factor II-I repeat domain-containing protein 2B-like. Bases 1 to 1176 code for a protein of 391 amino acids. Lineage: Eukaryota; Metazoa; Chordata; Amphibia; Anura; Myobatrachidae. The record is from RefSeq and is a predicted model, not a curated record. The transcript has a single exon.
AUGCAGUCCAUGAAAGAUACAACAACUGGAAAGGAUUUAUUGGAGGCUGUAAAUCAGUGUGUAUCCAAACUUGGAGUGGAGUGGGAAAAAUUGGCUGGUGUGACAACUGACGGAAGCCCCAAUCUAACAGGAAAAAAUAUUGGAUUGCUAAAAAGAAUUCAAGACCAAGUCAGUGAAAAGAAUCCAGAACUCAAAAUUGUCUUUCUACAUUGCAUCAUACAUCAAGAGGUCCUUUGUAAAAGUGUUCUAAAAUUAAGCAACGUUGUGGACACAGUUACAAAAGUGGUUAACUACAUUCGCGCAAGAGGAUUAAAUCACAGACAAUUUGUAGCUCUGCUAGAGGAGACUGAAGCUGAGCACACAGAUAUCCUAUAUCAUACCAAUGUGAGAUGGCUUAGCUUGGGGAAUGUUUUGAAAAGAGUGUGGGAGCUGAGAGAGCAGAUUGGGGUGUUUCUAAACAUGAAAGGAAAAGAACCCGAUUUUCCCCAGCUGAAAAAUAAGGAUUGGCUAUCUGAUUUCGCAUUUGCUGUUGAUGUUAUGGGCCACAUGAAUGAAUUAAAUCUAAGAUUGCAAGGGAAGGGGCUUUUUGCUCAUGAUCUGCAUUUCAGCGUGAAGUCAUUUAUGACCAAAUUGCUGCUUUUCUCCCGUCAUUUAAGGAACAAGCAGUUCACUCAUUUCUGCACUUUGCAUCAAGUUGCUGUUUCAGAUGAAAAUCUGGAAAAAUACGCAUCAUCAGUACUCGAUUUACAUGGGGAGUUUUCAUGGAGAUUCAAUGAUUUCAAAACAAUAGAAAAAGAUUUAUCUUUGGUCUCCUCACCUUUCACAUUUGAUGUCGACAAUGCUCCUUGUGAUCUUCAACUUGAGCUUAUUGACCUGCAGUGUGAUGCUUUGCUUAAAGAGCAAUUCAAAUCAGAACCUCUUCCACGGUUUUAUGCCUCUCUCAAUGGUCAAAACUUUCCAAAGAUCAAGGCUCAUGCGCGGAAGAUGCUUGUGCUAUUUGGUUCAACCUACAUAUGCGAGCAGGCAUUUUCUGUGAUGAAAUUUAACAAGUCAAAACACAGAUCUUCCAUGAAUGAUGAGCACCUUGCAGCUGUGCUUCGGAUUGCGACAACAGAGAUGAUGCCUGACUUCGCUUCUCUGGUUAAUGCGCAUCAGAGGUUUCAAUCAUCUCACUGACUCUUUUAUGUAAUUGUUAAUUCCACCUUUGAUUGUUAGUUUUUUUUUUUUUAAACGAACACUCCACUUGAUUGUACGAAGGCUUGAGUGUUUGUUAUUUUUUCUCUCUCUUGUGUUCUGUCUUCUUUCUGUCUUCUCCUCCUCUUCCUCCAUUUCUGUUCCUUUUACUCCU